Molecule: messenger RNA, 300 nt
Organism: Didymodactylos carnosus
Lineage: Eukaryota; Metazoa; Rotifera; Eurotatoria; Philodinida; Philodinidae
Source: the annotation of a GenBank genome assembly
AUGCAAGAUAAUCUAGAGGGCAAAAAGAAGCUUCCAAGACCGGAUCUACGUGUUCCAAAUCCACUAUUACGGACACCAGAAACUCUGACUAAUUUGCGGUCACGAAUACUUAUAAUUGGAACUGUCUUGGGUCUUGGUAUUGGAAUUGGUGUUGUAUUUGUUUAUCCAUAUAUGAAUAUAGAAAAAUUUAAACGAAUUCAGAAAACUACACGUGCUGAGCUACCUCCUCAAGAAACUUUGCAACCUGCAGGAUUACCUGUUUGGAGAGAUCCCUUUGAUCGAAAAAGAACACAAGGCUAA